AUGAACCGCUUCAAUGGGCUCUGCAAGGUGUGUUCGGAGAGACGCUACCGCCAGAUUACCAUCCCAAGGGGGAAGGACGGCUUUGGCUUCACCAUCUGCUGCGACUCUCCAGUCCGAGUCCAGGCUGUGGAUUCAGGGGGCCCGGCAGAGCAGGCAGGGCUGCAGCAGCUGGACACAGUGCUGCAACUGAACCAGAGGCCUGUGGAGCACUGGAAAUGCGUGGAGCUGGCACAUGAGAUCCGGAGCUGCCCCGGCGAGAUCAUUCUGCUCGUGUGGCGCAUGGUCCCCCAGGUCAAGCCGGGACCAGAUGGCGGGGUGCUGCGGCGGGCCUCCUGCAAAUCAACACAUGACCUCCAGUCACCCCCCAACAAGCGGGAGAAGAACUGCACGCACGGGGCCCAGGCCCGGCCCGAGCAACGCCACAGCUGCCACUUGGUGUGUGACAGCUCGGAUGGGCUGCUGCUUGGUGGCUGGGAGCGCUACACCGAGGUGGCCAAGCAUGGGAGCCAGCAUACCCUGCCUGCCCUGUCUCGUGCCACUGCCCCCACUGACCCCAACUACAUCAUCCUGGCCCCGCUGAACCCUGGGAGCCAGCUGCUGAGGCCCGUGUACCAGGAGGACACCAUCCCCGAAGAAUCAGGAAGUCCAAGUAAAGGGAAGUCCCACACGGGCCUGGGGAAGAAGUCUCGGUUGAUGAAGACGGUGCAGACCAUGAAGGGCCAUGGGAACUACCAGAACUGCACAGUCAUGAGGCCGCACACCCCGCACUCAAGCUAUGGCACCUAUGUCACCCUGGCCCCCAAGGUCCUGGUGUUCCCGGUCUUCGUUCAGCCCUUAGAUCUCUGUAACCCUGCCCGGACCCUCCUGUUGUCAGAGGAGCUGCUGCUGUACGAGGGGAGGAACAAGGCUGCCGAGGUGACGCUGUUUGCCUACUCGGACCUGCUGCUGUUCACGAAGGAGGACGAACCAGGCCGCUGCAACGUCCUGAGGAACCCUCUCUACCUCCAGAGUGUGAAGCUGCAGGAAGGUUCUUCCGAAGAUCUGAAAUUCUGUGUGCUGUACCUCGCAGAGAAGGCAGAGUGCUUAUUCACUUUGGAAGCGCACUCGCAGGAGCAGAAGAAGAGAGUGUGCUGGUGUCUGUCGGAGAACAUCGCUAAGCAGCAACAGCUGGCAGCCUCACCCCCGGGGAGCAAGAAACUCCACCCUUACGGCUCUCUCCAGCAGGAGAUGGGGCCAGUCAACUCAACCAAUGCCACCCAGGAUAGAAGCUUUACCUCAUCAGGACAAACUCUGAUUGGCUGAGCAAACCCAAGGGCAGGACUCUGCUUCUGGCAACUUAACCCUUUCUUGGGCAUCCCCCUACCACACAGUAACAUCACCUCAACUGGACCCAAAAUGGAGGACCAAGAUGGUGGGCCCAGGGCCAUCUGAAAGGAGUGGCCCAGGGGUGUGUGUGGACUGGCAUCAAAAGGACCACAGUAGUGUGAGAGGCCCUAUGGGCAUGUGCAGACUGGCAUCAUAGAGUCUUAAAUGGAGAAGACUCAGAAUCUUAUCCCUUCAAGGAAGAAGGAGGGGAAAUGGCAACUGGGCUUCCAGGUGGUUCCAGCACCUGCUUUGGAGGCCACAGGAGAGGUUGGGAGAGGCCACCCCUGAUGGAGAACAGCACCAUGAUCUGCUGCCACCAGAAGACCUAUCUACCCACUCACUAAUUUUUCAUCUGUACUUAUUCAAUCAUUCGUUCAACGGAUAUUCUGGGAGCAACUACCUUGUGCCAGGCGCUGUGCUAGUAGCAGGGGAUAUUGUGGAGUAAAUGACGUACAUGGUCUCUGCCAUCAUCGAGAUUCCAGUCCUAGUAAGGGAGUGAGCCAUUAAAUAAAUAACACCAACACACACACACACACACACACACACACCCUCACGAUUACAAACUGUGAUAAUCUACAAAGGAAAAGAACAGAUUUCCUCUAAGAGAGAAUAUUAUUCAGAUUGCUAUGUGUGCGUGUAUGUGUGUUUGGGGGGGAGGGGACAAGGCUUCUCAGAGAACGUGAUUUUUAAGCUGACAUCUGCAGAGCAGAAAGGUUAGAUAGUCAAGGACUUUUGGAAGAGUGUUCCAGAUAAAUGGAACAGCAUGUAACAAGUACCUAAGGUGCGCAGGAGCCUGGAGUGCUGGGGGACCAGACAAGGCCAGUGUGGCUGAGCUUCGUGAGAAGGAAGACCAGGUGGGUGGGGGCCAGAUCAUCAAGGCUUUGGCAGCGAAGCCUUUACUGAUUUCAUUCUAGUGAGAAGCCACUGAAGGCUUUUGAGAAAGGAAGUCGUAGAGUCUCAGGUACAUUUCUAGAAGAUCAGAGAGCAGAUAGGAGAGGCCCAGAUGGGCGUGAGAAGACCAGUUAAGAGGCCCUUUCAGUCUUCCAGGUGCGGGGUGAUGGUAGCCUGUCUUGGAGUGGUGGCUGGAUUGGUGGGUCUGUGAAUGCCCAGGCCCUAGGGUAUGGAGAAGGCUCUGGGACGAGAAGAGAUGAUUCCUUGUCUCCCCCACCUUGCCCUCAUUCUCCACCGUUGUCUUGCUCUCUCAGUGGGUGUUAGUGAGGAUUCAGUCCUCCCUCACAGAGCCCCUCCCUGCCCAAGCCUGGGCUAGGGGCAAGUCCUGAGUUCUGUGAGUGUCCCUGGGAGUUGGGAGCAGUGGGUGCUCAGACCAGCCAAGGUGAGAAAGUCCCCAGCCCCACAGACCUUAGCAGAGGUUGCUGUGCUGUCCCUCCAUCCUAUGCUGAGUUGUCUUGUAGGAAGCUUGUAGACAGUGCUCUGGAAAUUGACUUGGGUUUGCUUUCUGCAGGACUCCUAAAGGUCAGUGACUUGGCCUGGGUGUGGCUCAGCAGCUCUAGUGAGACUGUCAUACCACAAGGCUAAAGGAAGAGCUACCAAGGGGAUGGUGAUUGGAACCCAGGCACUCACUGCCUACUGUACCCCCAGCUGGUGCUCAGGGGUCGGCAGCUCUCACGCUCUUUCCCAAUUGCCAAGACCGAGAGGGUGGGAAGCCUGAAGCUGCUGCUUGAGUGGCAUGGCUCAUGCACAAAAGGGUGUCUGUAGGAUCAGUGUCACCUGCAUAGGAAAAGGAGGUCAGAGAGGCUAGAGAGAUGGCUUAGGUCAGAGGAGCCCCCCAACCUCAGACGCUCUUUGCUUUGUGUCCUGUAAGACUUCUCAGUGUCUUUAGAGAAGAGUUCCUGUGCCUUUGUGAGUUUGUUCAGCUGCUGUGGCCACUUAAACCCCAGGAAGAACGGCCCAGAAGAGAAUACAUCCCCUGCCCCUGCUUACCCUUCUCCCAACCUAGGAAAGAUCAGACAUAUCGUAUCAGCAGCCUAACAGGGCACGGGAUGUGUCUGCCUGUGAUCAGGCUAAUGCCCCGGCCCAGCAGGGGAAUAGACACUGCCUGAAUGGAGACCAGUGAUGCACAGUGUCUCUGUCAGCCAGGGCCCAGCCCGCAGGAUAAUUCUGAGAGGCCGAGUAGCUGGGGCUGCACAGACAGCAAGCUGCACUUUGAUUUCAUUUGAUUCCCAUACAAAAUGACAUUAAGGGGGAUGUGAGGCACAGGAGAAUUGCCUGUCUGGGAAGGCAGCAAGCUUGUCUCUCUCCAACCUGGUGUCCUGCCUCUGCCCACAAGACAGGUACAGAGGACAGGUGGUCUGGCCACAGGGAAAUGGAGAAUUUGAACACAACACCUAGCCCUGGGGACAGGGCUUUCCUCCCAGCUUGUCUGAACAAGCUACAGAGCCGAGUGGCUGCUUCUACCAGGGUCCCAGGCCCACUGGCUGUUGGGGAGGCAGAUGUCAGAUCUGGUGGGUCCUGGGCUGGUUUGACCAGUGACUGUGGUCAGCCACAGCACCAUUGCCUUGAAAAUCAAUGAAAUAAUUAAUUUGGCUACUUGGGCUUGAGAAAAUGAAAUAUGACCUGGUGGCCACUGCUCUUCAACGUCCCAGUCCAUCCCAGCUGUCCAGGAUGAUAAACACACUAUCGAAAUUGCAUUUGAGAGUCAUAAUCACGGGAAGCACUGCCGAGCCCCUCCCCGACACAUAAAUCACACUAAGAGGCACACAAUGGCCUCUUUCCUGAUGGGCCAAUUGUCUUGGUUUGGUGUCUCGGGGCCCAGGAGCUGGGAGGAUGAGAGCACAACCAUUUAUUGUUGAAAAGGCCAUCUGUGCGCUUUGAAUACAAAGCAAUCCUUUUAGUUCCCUGUACACCCUCUGAUCCCAUUUUCAUGUUUUCCUAUGUCUCAGACUCUGUCUGAGUCUGUCCCAUAAGCAGUCAUGCCCAAGUCUCUACUGGCUCUUUGGUUCUUUGGCAAUUAGGACAGCAUGGACCUGUUGGAAAUAAUGAGGACAUUUAUUUAUGUGUGUCUUGUUUUUUCUUUUCUUUUUUCAUUAAUUCCGCCAUCAAAGUCCUCAUUUCUCACACCUGGCACCAAGAGGGUUCUGCAAAGUGAGAGUGCAGGCUCUCGCAGUGUGGGAGGGUUCCCCACAGUGAGGGCCCCAGACACUUGCAUGGGCUUUGGAGAUGGCAACUGGGGUGCCCAGGUGUUAUCUAUCUCCCCUGAGCCUCCCAGCAUUUGUCCAAAGUCACACAGCUGGAAAGAGGCCCUCAAGCCAAGACCUUUCAACCCCAACCAUUGCCCUCUUCAGAUGCAAAGGUUUGCCUUUUAGGGAAGGAAAUAAGAGAAAUCAAUCAUCUCCUCCGGCAAGAGGCAGGAGGAGCGUAUCCGGCGUGUCAGAAGUUGUAGCCUAUAAAGCUCUAGAGGGGAUGCUUUUAGGGUAAAUAAAAUGAGAUGCCUUCUUUAUCCAGUGGAGAAUCAACUUCCAGAAUUCAUUGUUCUGAGAGGCUGGCACAGGCUGAAAAGACAAUAGCUUCACAGAAGGUUUGAAGAAAGUCUAAUAUAAACGACAAGGUUGAGUUCCUCAAGACAGGCUCUCAGUGACCGUCCCUUCCCGUUUUGAGUUUGGCCAUCAAGUGGACCAGCAGACACAUCCUAUGCUUUUCAAAGACAGAAUCCUGAGCUUGGGAUACCAGACAGCAACUGGAAUGUUGGCCAAAGGCAGAAGGUGAUAGCUUCAGGCUCUGCCUGGGUGCCUUAAGCAUAAGUACCAAAGAAGGCCUUUGACCUGAGCCCAUUUCAGGGUGGGGAGAGAACCUGCCUCUGCUGACUCCUCCAGGUUUGGUGCCCAGAUUUUGCUAAUUUGCUGAUUUUCAAUCUCAAGACUAAGUGGACAAGUAGCUGGGAACCAAAUGGACUGGACUUCAGAUAUUCCCCCAAAGAAACAGACUCUUCUCUAAAAAGCUCAACUGUUUUCCAUUCUGCCUCCAGCUUUCCUCCCUCCUUUCUUUUGGCUGCAGGAAGCUGCCUGAUGGUCUGGCUAUACCAUCUUGCCAUUGGUCCUGGCGAUCUUGCUCUUCUUUUUUAGCUUUCAACAAAGACAGUAUAACCUUUCCCUCUGUCCUUACCUUGUAGUGUCUUGACAUUAUCUUCUCCCAAGCCUUACUCUGGAUAGGGGCCUGUUAAAAAAAAAAAAGCUGCUGUUGAGUUGGUUCUGACUCAUAGUAAUCCUAUAGUACAGAGUACAACUGCCCCAUAGGGUUUCCAAGGCUGUAUAUCUUUAGAGAUGCAGACUGCCACAUCUUUCUCCCAAGGAGCAGCUGGUGGGUUUGAACCCCCCCAACCUUUUAGUUAGCAGCCAAAUGCUUAGCCACUGCACCAUCAGGGCUCCUUUGGAUAGAGUCAUCCUCCUCCAAAUUGUUCCCAGAUCCUUGGUUAAAGGUAGAAUGAUAGUACUAGGUAACAUCUGAUGAGCUCUUAUAAGGCAGGCAUGGUGCCAAGAUUUCUACCUACAUUAUUUUGUUUAAUCCUCACUACAACUUUAUUUGUGUUGUUCUCCCCAUUAUACAUUUACUCUCAUUACGCCUGACUCAUAGAUAAAGACACUGAGUCUUAGAGAAGUUAAGAAACUUGCCCAGGAUCACAUAGCCAGUGGGUGGCCAGGAUUGGAACCAAGGCAGCUGGCUCCAAGGUAUUUCAGUCUUCGCAAUGAAACAAGAGUAUAAGUGUGUGGGUUUAUGCAAACAUCAUACCUGGUUAGUAGUCAUGAUGUACACAGAAAACAUAGGUAUACUUGUGGAUCUUAUACAGGAAGGGAUCCUCAUCAGGGUCUGCCAGAUUGGAACCCAGGCAGCUGGUUUCAGCUGCUCUUGACUACUCUGCUAUUCUGCUUCCCCAUAAUCAUGGACUGUUUAAGCUGGGAGGGGCCAGGGAGACUGAGCAGCAUGCUCCCCUUAAGACCGUAGUGGGAGGUCAUUGUCUUCAGAAUAAACCCCAGGCUUUAUCUUGGCUCUCAAAGCUCAUACUAGUCACACUGCACUCCUGCUUGCACCCACUGGCUGGCCACACUGGAUUACUUCCCCUUCUUUAAGCCCACCGUGCACAUUCAUUUUUGGCCUGUCUCUUCUGCCUGACGUUGCCUGCCCUUCUUCACUGUCCCUGCUGGAUGCAGUCCUCCUCAACCUUCGUAACUCAGCCUCACUGGCACCUCCCCUGGGAUACCUUUCUCAGGGAGACAUCAGAGGCCAUUGCUUUCCCCUUUGCAUUUUGUUCAUCCUUAGCACAUUGUGUGAGGCAGAUAUGUCUUUCUUGUAAGACUGUGAGCUCCUUGGUAGCAAGUGAAGAUCAUGUUUUAUUUGUCUUUGAUUCUCUUAUUGCCUGGACAUUAGUAGGUGCUCAGUACAUGUUAUAGUAUUGAACUGGGUCGUCUAGUUCAACCCUUUCAUGUUCUAGAAUCUAGCUGAGGAAACUAGGCUCAGAAAGGGAAAAUGAUCUGUCCAGGGUCAUGGGGCAAGUUAGUGUCAGAGCUGGGACUCAGGUCUCCUGACUCUUGGCUUAGAGAUUUUUCUGUUAUAACUCAACUUUUCAGGGACCUUGGUUUAUUAAGCAAUCUGGCCAGGUUCACUUCGGGGUUAUGGAUACCACCAUAUUUCUGUGCUGAUUCCUGGGCAUCCUGGAGGGAAAGGAGGCCUGAUCAGAACCACUCCUACGAGCCUCUCCCACAGGUUAGUGAGAUUCCUCUCCCCUGAGCCCCAGUCCUUCAGAAAACAAGAAUAAGAUUCUGAAGAUCUUGGUUCAAAUCCUGAUUUUCUUGUAACUCACGUUUGACCUUGAGCAAAGCACUUCACCUCUCUGAUCAUUAGUUUCUUUACCAAUAAAAAUGAGGAAGUUGAAUUAGAUAUGACCUCUGGAAGUUAUCUAAAAUGUUAGAAGACAAAGAUGAAUAUAAAGUAGUUACUCCCCUCAGAAAGGGUGAAGACCCUGAUCUAGGGCAAGAAUUGGCUCAGAUUCUUCAUCACAGCCAUUGUCUCAAGACGCGUAGGAGGGAUCACCGAAUCAGUUCUGUGAGGGAUUUCAGAGGGGAGAGUAGGCAGAGGUCAAACUCUCUGGAUGGACUCUAACAGGCUAAAGGAAGAAAACAGACAUUACAGUCUUCACAUUGAAAUGAGUACAUGUGCGUGGAUAUGUGCAAAGGUAUCUGGUUAAUAGUCACCAUGCGCACAUAAAAUCUGAUAUACUUAUGGAUCUUAUACAGGAAGGGGUCCUCAUCAUAAACACCAAAAUUACAUGCUCACUUCUGCCCCCUUCCCACCCAAAGGUACCUCCUUUUGGGCUUCCCACUGGGAGGCCAGCACAAGGAGCUUUCUAACCCGACAUCUUCUGUCAUCCCUUCUUCCUUUCUGCUCAGGUGGUUGGACACACGCUGGACUCUUGUUUGAACCUCACAUACAUGUGUGCGCACGCAUGCUUUUUAACUUUUCCAGCUCCUGGUCUAUGGCAUAAAGUGAAUUUUCAAGUGGAAUUUAUGGUCAUCAAUAAGCAGUACCUUUAGUUUCUUUUUUUUUUUUUCGUGUGGCUAGGAGUCUUCAGAAUCUUCCCCAGAAGUUGCCAUGGACAUUCUCAUUGCCUUUAACCUAUAUCUUCUUUUGCUUGAACAAUAGUAUUUAAGAUAAAUCUUCUAAAAAGGUGUCUUUUAAAUGUUAGUGCUUUUCUGUUUUGGCUAAAUUCUACUCUUGGUUCAGAGCUUUUACUGUUACGCCUCAGCGAUAAAUAUAGUCUUCUGCUGUUUCUCUUUGGUGGAAGAACAUUAAGGGUUAAGUUGUCUAGCCUAGGAACCCUGGUGGUGCAGUGGUUAAGAGCUGUAGCUGCUAACCAAAAGGCUGGCAGCUCAGAUCCACCAUCCGCUCCUUGGAGACCCUAUGGGGCAGUUCUACUCUGUCUUACAGCUUCGCUAUGAGUUGGAAUUGACUGGAUGGCAACGGGUUUGGUUUUUUGUUUUUUAGGCUAGCCUAGGAAGCUGACCAUCAUUUAUAGCAUGGUUUUCAAUGGGAAAAUGCAUUCUGAAGACACAUAAUCAACUCUUAGGUGGACUUUGGGAACACAACACACAUCCAAAGGCAGAGAAUGUAGUGUUCUUUUUAUGAGUCACUAAAAUUUUGAUAGAACCAUAGAAUCUUUAAAUGUGGAGCUGAAAGGGAUACCGGCCCCCGCCCUGCCCAGCUCCACACCAGAUUGAUUAACAAGCUGAUUUGUAGAAACAAAGACCAAGAGAGAGGCAAAAACUUGGCCAAGGGCACAUAGUCACUUGUAGAGCUGAAACUAGCACCCACCUCCUGACUUCUAGCCCAGUGCUCCUCUGUCAGUGACUUUUGAAGAUCCUGUCAGUUUGGGGGUGGAGUGGGUACACGGAUGGUCUUAGAGAAGCUCUCACCAUCUCACUCACAGUCCACUGUGCUGUCGUCAGGAAAUGUAAUUCACCACUCAGGCUGUAAUGGAAAUAGUGAGAAGUCAGACCAGCUAAUGGCGUGGGGAGAGGUUGUCUAGUCGGCUGGCUUGUCUGUAAAUUCCUGGUGUGUUCUUGCUGGAGCAGAAUGAAUGGGGUUGUUGUGUUUUACCUGGAGCUCUGAGAUACCUGAGGUGGGGGAGAUGCUCCCUGUGGUCUGUUCUAAAAAUGGCAGUGGGAACGGAGCUAAGGGGAAGAGGAGGGGGCUCCUUCGGGAGCUGAGUGGGGAUGCCCCACCUCCUUCCUCUUCCUGCCAGGCCCUAUGUGAGGAAGUCCCAUGGAUUCACAGAAUCUGAGAUCUGGCAGGGUCCUGGAGCCGUCAGCGCCCACUUUCCCAUCUCAUACAGAUGAGGAGGCCCCGGAGGCCCAGAGAAGGGAAGGGACUGGCCAGCGGUCACCGAGCCCAGAGAGAAGGUCCAGACGUCUGGCCAUUUUCCUCCUGCUGUUUCAGCAGGGUGGAUGUUGGCCUCCCGAGGUUUUUUCUCACUGCCUCUGGGCGUGCACAGGGCCUGGGAACUCCUGGGGAAAGAUGUGGCCGGGCUUCCUGAGAGACGCCUGGCAGGCGAGGAGUCCCUGGCCAGUCUGCCCUGAGCCCUGACCUCGACCAGCUGGCCUUCCAGCACCACGCCUUUCCCUGCUGGUGUCCCCGCCCUUGCCGACUUGUCAUUCUGUCACUCCCUGGAUUGUGCAGCAUUCUGCAGGGAGGGAGGCCAAGGGCUAGUGUGGAACUGGCCUGCAGGAAAGAAGGCCUCAUGUCUCAGGGCCUUCCUCUGCCUUUCUCCAGGAAGGAGCAGAGCCAGCUAAGUCAGGAGCAGGAGGCUGGAGCUUAGAGGUAGGCAGGCCCAGGUUCAGAUUCCAGCCUUGCCUCUCACUAACGGUGGGAUCACCAGCAGUCACCUAGCAUCUGUAAAAUGAAACAAGGACAUACACUUCACUGGGUUAUUGCGAAGAUUAAAGGACAUGAUGUGUGCAAAGCGCCCAUUAUAAUGCCUGGCACAUAGUAAGUACUCGGUAAUGGUAAAUAUUAUUGCGAGAUCAAGUGGUGAACACAUGCUUGACUGUCUGUAAUCCCCUUCUUUGGGGCUUCCACCCACGUGGCAUGGCAGGUUUUUUUUUUUUAAUGUAGUUAGUUAUUUUUUUUUCUUUGUUGUGCUGUUGUUGCUAAAGUAAUUUGAGUUUAUUAUGAAGAAAAUAUUUAAUGCUUAUCAACCAGGAGAAGAAAAUGAAGUUCAUUCUUCAUCCCAGCACCCAGAGAUGCCACUGUUCACAUUUUGGGGUGUAUCUGGUCAGGCAUUUAUUUAUACACACACGUAUUUUAUUUAGGAUUACUGGUGUUCACAACUUUUUAACCUUUUUUCCAUUUAACAAUGUAGUGUGUCUGUGUUUGCAUGUCAAUAAAUAUUUUUCUACGAUAUCUUCUUUGUGCCUGCAGAGUAUUUCAUUGUGUAGAUGAAACAUGCUUUAUUUAAAUAAUCUCCGGUAGUUGGACAUUUAGAUUAUUUCCCAGUUUUUGUUGUUGCAAAAAACUGAGAUAAAAGUACUUGUCAGUACAUCUUGGUAUCUCCAGCAUCCAGUUAGAUGCCUUAAUGGAAAUGUUUGACCCUCAACAAAUAUUUGGUGAAUGAAUGAACAUUUUAUUAGAAAAAUUCCUGGUAGUAUUUUGGAUUAAGGUAUAUGUGUGUGUGUAUAUAUAUAUAAAAUGGUCCUUAUACCUAUUGACAAAUUAUCCUCCAGAAAGGUUGUACCAAUUUAUAAUCUCACUUUACGGUGAUCAACUCCUCCCAGUUUGCCUGGGACUUUCUUGGCUUUGGCACUGAAUGUCCUGUGUCCCAGGAAACGCCUCAGUCUUUUUUGUUGUUGUUAAGUAAUUUUUUUUUUUAAUUGUGUUUUAGGUGAAAGUUUACAGCUCAAGUUAAUUUAUACAAAAAUGUAUACACAUAUUGUUUGGUGACACUAGUUGCAAUCCCCACAAUGUGACAGCACACUCCCACUUUAUACCUGGGGUUCCCUGAGUCCAUUCCACCAAUUCCUGUCCCUUCCUGCCUUCUCAUCCUGCCUGCAGACAGGAGCCACCCAUUUGGUCUCACGUAUCUGAUUGAACUAAGAAGCACACUCCUCACAUGUAUUGUGUUUUGUUUUAUAGUCCUGUCUAAUCUCUGUCUGAAGAGUGGCCUUUGGGAACAGUUUCAGCUCUGGGUUAACAGAGCAUCCGGGGACCAUAGUUUCGGGUGUUUCCCCAACCUCUGUCACACCAUUAAGUCUGCUCUUUUUUUGUGAAUUUGAAUUCUGCUCCACAGUUUUCUCCCACUCUGUCUGGGACUCUCUGUUGUGUUGCCUCUCAGAGCAGUCAUCGGUGGUAGCUGGACACCAUCUAGUUCUUCUGAAACCCCUCAGUCUUGAGCAAACAGAGGUGGUCUGGGUAAGAGAAUGUCUGUUUCCCUAUACCAUUGCCGACACUGUGUAUUUUUAAAUUAUUUAAGAGGUUCAUUUCUUCAAUUACUAGAAACAUUGAAUAUCUAUUUAUAUGCUUUUUAGCCAUCUAUAUUGCUUCUUUUGUGAGUAGCCUAUUCAAGUCUUUUGCCCAUUUUUCUAUCGGGCUGUUUAUACUUCUAUUAUUGAGUCCUGAGACCUCUUCAUGUAAUAAGGAUGUUUAUGCGUUAGUCUUUUAUAUGUAUUUUUUGAACUACAGUUGUUUCUGACUUAUAGGUAAUCAUAUUGGUAAACUUUUUAAAAAGUACCUUUGGUUUUGUAGUAUUUGCUUCAGGAUUAUACAAUACUCAUUUAUUUUCUUGAACUUCAUGAUUUUAUCUUUUAGCUUUUAACAUCUUAAGUUUAUCUGCAAUUUAUUUUGGUAUAUAGUAUGAGGUAGAAUGCUUUUCAUUUUUACCAGUUAUUUGCUUCAGUGCUUAAACACUAUGUUAGAACAAGUACCCUCUCAUUACUCUUCUUUAAAAAUUGUUUUUUUACUAUUCUCACAUAUUUAUUCUUUCAAAUGAACUUCAGAGAAAUUUUACUCAGUGCACAAUUCCCCCCUGCCCCUCCCAAGAAAUAUCAUUGAGAUUUUGGUUGGAAUGAUAAUAAAAGGUGAUACACUAAAAAGAGGACAGCUGAUAUCUAGACAAUACUGUCUUCUCGUCCAGGGUCAAAAUUAUAUGUCUGCAUUUACGUGAAUCUUUUAAGAUUUCCCAGGUGAAGUUUUGAACAAUUUUUUUUCCCCAUAGGUCCUGCACCUAUUCUGUUAAAUUCAUUUAAGGAAAUGAUAAUUUUCGAUUUAUAUUGUUAAAAACCAAAAAAAAAAAACCAAAAAAACCUAUCGCUGCCGAGUCAGUUUGGACUCACAGGGACCCUGUGUACAACAGAACGAAACAUUGUCUGGUCCUGUGCCAUCCUCAUGAUAGUUGCUAUGCUUGAGCCCAUUGUUGCAGCCACUGUGUCAGUCCAUCUUGUUGAGGGUCUUCCUCUUUUUCACUGCCCCUCUACUUUACCAAGCAUCAUGUCCUUCUUCAGGGACUGAUCCCUCCUAGUAACAUGUCCAAGUAUGUGAGUCGUAAUCUUGCCAUCCUUGCUUCUAAGGAGCAUUCUGGUUGUACUCCUUCCAAGACAGAUUUGUUCAUUCUUCUGGCAGUCCAUGGUAUAUUCAAUAUUCUUUGCCAGCACCAUAAUUCAAAGCCAUCAUUUCUUCCUCAGUCUUCCUUAUUCAUCAUCCAGCUUUUGCAUGCGUAUGAGGCAAUUGAAAAUAACACAGAUUGGGUCAGGCACCCUUUAGUCUUUAAGGUAACAUCUUUGCCUUUUAACACUUUAAGGAGAUCUUUUGCAGCAGAUUUGCCCAAUGCAGUGCGUCAUUUGAUUUCUUGACUGCCACUUCCAUGGGUGUUGAUUGUGAAUCCAAGUAAAAUGAAAUCCUUGACAAGCUCAGUCUUUUCUCCGUUUAUUAUAAUGAUGUUGCUUAUUGGUCCAGUUGUGAGGAAUUUUGUUUUCUUUAUGUUGAGGUGUAAUCGAAACUGAAGGCUGUGGCCUUUGAUCUUCAUCAGUAAGUGCUUCAAGUUAUCUCCACUUUCAGCAAGCAAAGUUGUGUCAUCUCCAUAAUGCAGGUUGUUAAUGAGUCUUCCUGCAAUCCUGAUGCCCCGUUCUUCUUCAUGUAGUCCAGCUUCUCAGAUUAUUUGCUUAGCAUACAGGUUGAAAAAGUAUGAUGAAAGGAUAUAACCCUGACGCACACUUCCCUGACUUUAAACAACCCAGCAGCCCUUGUUCUGUUUGAACAACUGCCUCCUGGCCUAUGUUCAGGUUCCCCAUGAGCCCAAUUAAGUGUUCUGGAAUUCCCAUUCUUCAUGAUGUUUAUCCAUAAUUUGUUAUAAUUCACACAGUCGAAUGCCUUUGCACAGCCAAUAAAACACAGGUAAACAUCUUUCUGGUAUUUUCUGCCUGCAGCCAGGAUCCAUCUGACAUCAGCAAUGAUAUCCCUCGUUCCACAUCCAUGCACAUACGUAGAUGUAUAUUAUUUUUGAUUUUGGUGCAAAUAGUAAACUUGCUCAUCUGCUAACAGAAAGGUUGGUGGUUUGAGUCCACCCAGAGGUGCCUCGGAAGAAAAGCCUGGUGAUAUACUUCCAGAAAAUCAGCCAGUGAAAACUCUAUGGAGCACGGUCCUGCUCUGACACACAUGUGUUUGCCAUGGGUCGGAACUGACUUGACAGCAACUGGUUUUUAUCCCAGUAUACAUAAAUUUCUGUAACUCAUAUUUAAAAAAACUUAAUGUAUUAUAAAAAUCUUUCUACAUCCAUACCUUCUUUUUACUGGUCGGUGGACCAUUAUUUAUUUAACCAUCCCCCUGUUGAUGGGCAGUUAGGUUGUUUCCAGUGUUUUAUAUUAUGAGGAAUGCUACAAUAAACAUCCCAAAAAUGUGCUGUAUGUUACAUAUUACUGUACUUUUCUGUAGGUUGAACAGUGCGCAUAUGCAACUCAACACACACCAGCAAAUGUUCUAACGGUUUACAUUCUUACUCACGGCGAAUGAGUGCCUGUUUCCCUGCAACCUACCUAACCUACCUAACAUUGGAUGCUAUUGCUCUUUUAAUUCUUUGUUGGUGUGAGAGAUGAAAAUUUAUAUUUCAUUUUAAUUUGCAUUUUUUUGAUUAUUAGCAGAGUUGGGCUUCUUUUUGAGUUCAUUAAUCAUUUUUAUUUCUUCUUCUUUGACUUGCCAGUUUAUAUCAUUUGUCCAGUUUUCUACUGGGGCAUUUGUCUUAUUUCUAAGAGCACUUUAGAUGGUUAGAAUAUUUAAAUGGUCAGAAUAUUAACCAUUUGCUUCUUAUCUGGGUUGCGGAUGUUUUUUCCAGGUUGUCAUUUGUCUUUUAACUUUAUUUAUAGUAUAUUCUGUCAUUUGUAAGUUUAACAUUAUUUUUAAUCAGAUAUUUUUGUAGUCAAGUGCUUUUUAAACUUUUUUAGUUUGGUCAUACUUUCUAAGGCCUUUACACUGAUAAAGAAUAUUCUUAUAUGUUUUCUCUAGAUAUUUUUUAUCCUUUUACUUUUUAUGUUUAGAUUUUUAAUCUGCAAUUAAUUUAGUUCCUGGUAUCUGAUAGAAUUCUCGCUAAUUUCUUAACCCAAAAUAGAUGACCAGUUUUUCCCACUUUGUUUUUUCAAUUACCUUCUUUCGCUCACUGAUUUGAAAUGCUGCCUUAUCAUAGACCAGAUUGCCUCAUGUAUGUGGAUUGUCUUCUGAACUCUCUAGUCUCCCACAUUCAUUUUUCUCUUCCUACAUCGUAUUGAGAUUUAAUUACUGCAGCUCUAGGGUAUGUUUUAGUAGCACUGAGGGUACAAAUGGUUAAUGUGCUCAGACUCUAACCAAAAGGUUGGGUCUACCGAGAGGUAAUUUGGAAGAAAGCCCUGGCAAUCUCCUUCCGAAAAGUCAGCCAUUGAAAACCCUGUGGAGCACAGUUCUACACUGACACACAUGGGGUCACAUGAAUCAGAAUUGACUCGACAGCAACCGGUUUUAAGCAUCUGAGGCCACCCCCCAUCGUUCUUCUGCAAGAUUUCCUUUGAAGUUAUAUACCCUAAUUCUAGUGUACUUACGGUUUUACCCUUACCUUUUUCACAAACACAUUUCAACAUUAGGAAUUACACCAUAUCUAUAAUAGUUCAUUUUCACCUUCUACUACCCAUAACAAGCAGUUCAGCUGGCCUGUGCUUGUCUUUGCUUUCCUCCACACCUCCUGGGUAUUGUUGAAAUAAUCCUCUGGAAUUUUAAUUUCUGCUGGCUACUAUUUUUAACCAUUAGUUCUAUUCUGCUUUAAGAAUCAUUGACUUAAAAACUGCAUUCAGCUUCUCAAUUAUGUCUUCAAUAGUUAGGUCUGUAAAUGUUGCCGGUUUCAUUGCUUGCCAGUGUUUCUUGUACACUACAGCCUGUCAUCCUUGACUUCUUUAUUUUGAUUCAUUCUUGUCUGGAGAGCUUUCUUGAGUAAUUUUUUCAGAAUGGUUCUGUGGGUGGUAUACUUUCUGAGUCCUCAUAUGUCUGAAAAUAUUCGCCUUCACACCUGAGUCAUACUUUUCCUGAGUAGAGGAUUCUAUGCUAACUGUCUUUCUCCCCCAGAAACCUGAGAGGCACACUCUGUGGUCUCCCAGCAUUUAGAGUUGUAAGAAGUGCGAUGCCCACUUGAUUCUCUAAAAAUGCUUUAUGGAAAUAAGUAGGAUUUUUCUUUUCACUCUGAAAUUCAGAAAUGUCACCAGAUUAUUUCUAGUUGUUUGUUCUCUUGGUAAUCUUCUCUGGUACUAACUAGGUAAAUACUUUCAGUCUGAAGACCCAAGUCUUUCCUUAGUUCAGGGAAAUUUUCUAUUAAAUUUGGAAUUAUCUUCUGUGUGUUCAGUUCUUUCUGGAAGUCCUACUAUAAACAACAUUAAUAUUAAUAAUAACAAUACUGGCAGCUAACAUUUAUUGAGUAUGCUUUCCUUCUGUUAAACAUGUGAUCUGCCCAACACUAUUGUUAUUAUCCUCCAUUGUACCGAUGACAAAGCAAAGGAACAGAGAGGUUAAAUUGUACAAAGUCUCACAGCUGGGAGACGUAGGCCAUGGUCCAAACGCCAGAGCCUGUGUUCUUAGCUGCUACACUAUACUCCCUGUCUGUCAAGCCCAGUCUUCCAGACCUGACCCUGACCCUGACCCCAAAUACCCUUCAGUGAAAACGUUGAGUGUUGACAGCCAGAGUCUCUAUGCUAUGACCAGUGGGAGAAAAUGUGGGGUUGCUAGUACCGUGGAGGUGGAAACAGAUUGAGAGAUGAGGCCUAGAGAGGGACAGAGAGCUGUCAUAGGGUUCCCAGUGAACUUAGAGUUGAGAUUUGUCCUCUCUCUCUCUUUCUUACCUCCUCAGCCACCCUCUUCAGGGUUCAUCUCUGAACUUGGGACUCCUGCAUGGCCUCAUUGUGGAUCUCCCUGCUCCUAGCCCUGUCCCUUUAGUGUUCCCUCUCUGAACAGUAGCCAAGAUGGAUUUUCCUAUAGCGCAAACUGGGCCACCUGCUCACUGUCCAGAGGUUUCAGAGGUUCUCGUUGUCUACAGAAUAAACACCAAGCUCCUUGGCUUGAUAUUGAGUGGCUCCUACAUCCUUUUAUUUUUAUUCAUUCUUUCAUUCCUCUUUUAUUAAAGAUGAGCUGAAUGUUUGUUGAAUGACUAUAUGAGCGAACAGAUAUUUUUAGAGUGCCUAUUGUGUGUCGGAACCCUGGUUAAGAGCAGUGGUUAAGAGCUUGGUUGCCAGUCAAAAGAUCAGCAGUUCGAAUCCACCAGCCACUCCUUGGAAACUCUGUGGGGCUGUUCUGCUCUGACCUAUAGGGUAGCUAUGAAUCAGAAUUGACUCCACGGCAACGGGUUUGGUUUUUUGGCUUACUGUGUGUCAGACACUGUAUGAAGUACUGGUGACACAGUGUGCAUUAGUCAGGAAUUUUCCAAUUCCGAUGUGAACCCAACUGAAAUUAGCUUCAGCCAGGAAAUGGAAUUUAUUGGAAUAUGGAGGGUAGGCUUCAAGCAUAGCUGGAUUCACGGGCCCAAGCAGUGCCAUGAACUGGCCAUACUCUCUCCAUCUCUUGGUUCUACGUGCUUAUGUGUUGGCUCACUCCCUUAGUGGAGGCAGAUGGCUGCCAGCAGUACUGGGGUUAUGGCCUUACAGUUUGACUCCCUCCAUCAUUUCAACAGUUGUCCUGCGCCUGAUUCUCACUGGCCCAAGUUGGAUCAUGGGUGCCUAUCCCUGAACCAGCUACAGAGGAAAACAGAAUAGGAUGAGCUGAUUAGCUGAGGCCUGGGUCACAUGCGCAACCCUGGAGUGGGAGAUGGGUCAUCUCCAGUUGAAUCACUUGGUUUGAGAAUAAAGGCAGGAAGGGUAGUUCCUCAGGGAAAAUCAGAUGGUGAGGAAGGAUGAAAGGAGGCUGGUCAGGUGAAGCCUCAGAUGUCUUCUACCUUGUGGCUCACCAGCCAACACAGUCUCAUCCCCAUAGAGUUAACAGUAUAGUAUGGUGGGGGCAGAAUGGGGAGGAUGAUUGGAGGAGAGACAGACACUAACUGUCUUAGUUCUCUAGUGCUGCGGUAACAGAAAUGCUACAAAUGGGUGGCUUUAACAAACUGAGUUUUAUUCUCUCGUGGUUUAGGAGGCCGAACGUCCAAAUUCAGGGUGCCAGCUCCAGGAGAAGGUUUUGUUUCUCUGUUGACUCUGGGGAAGGUCCUUGUCAUCAGUCUUCCCCUGGGUCUAGGAGUUUCUCAGCACAAGGACCCCAAGUCCAAAGGACGUGCUCAGCUCCUGGCUGUUCACUCUUGGUGGUAGGAGGUCCCGCUCCUCUCUGCUUGCUUUUCUCUUUUAUACCUCAAAAGAGAUUGACUCAAGGUACAACUUAAUCCUGUAGAUUGCAUCCUGCCUUGUUAACAUGACUGCCUCUAAUCCCACCUCAUUAACAUCAUAGAAGUUAGGAUUUAGGACAUAUAGGAUAAUCACAGGCCAUCAGAUCGCAAAAUGGUGGAGAACCACACAAUACGUGGCCUCGCCAAGUUGACACAUAUUUUGAAUCUAUAAUACCAACCAAAAUAUAAACAAUAUAUAAUGAAUUGGCGACAAAGGACCCAGUGAGAGCACCUAUUGGGAGAGCCUGUUCAGAGGCAUUAGGAAAGUUUCUGAGGCAGGGGUGAGGGGCUGGGCUAUAGGAAGAAUCAUUCUAGGUGAGGAUCUUAAAGCAGGCCAGUGUGGGUGGAGGAGUGAGGAGGGUGUACAGGGCAUGAGAUGAAGCUGGGGAUGUGUGCAGGGCCUGAGAGGCUGUGGUAAGGAGUUUGAACUUUAUCAUGAGGGCAGUGGGACCUGGUGCGGUUAGAUUUGUGUCUAGGAAGCUCACUCUAGUUCUGUUAAGAAGAAUGGCAAGGCCUGAGGCAGGGAGCAGUUAGAAGGUGAUGGUGCUCUGGGCUAGGGUGGAGGCAGUAGGGAUGGAGAGAGAUGAAAGAACUGAGUGAUGUGUAGGAGGUGGAGGCUAUGGGAUUUGCUGAUUAAUUGGGUGGGGAAUGUGAGGGAGAGGGUCCCUGUCCAAGAAUCUGGCUCAGGCAAGAGGGUGAAUGGUGGUGCCAUUCAUUGAGCAGGGAGCACUGGAGGAGGAGCGGUUUGGGUGACAGGAUCAUGAGUUCCACUGUAGGUGUAAGUACUAUGGCAGAGGCCCAGUCAGUGAGCUUUUCAUAAAAUCAGGGCCAUCUAGACCAAGGCUUCUCACACUGCCUGCGGUGAAGAGCCUCAUACUUUUGUAAAACUCACGAUUCGUAUGAGUCAGUUUGACAACACUCAAACUUGCGUAUACCCUGUUCAGUGAGACCCGUCCACUGACCUUGGCUUGUAGUGGGAAUGAAUGUCAAGUUGCUAUCAGAGUUUCUAAACACUCUGCAAUUAUCCCAUUGCAGACCGGUAAUAAGCAGAGUGUGGACCUGUACCAUCCUGUGGACUACAUUUUGAAUAGCAUGGAUCUAGCGCAAGCAACCCCCGUGCCCGUUUUAGAGACGGGGAAACUGAGGCUCAGGGAUGGGAUUGACCUUGCCCCAGGCCUUGCAGAAGGCAGACUUCAGUUCAGUCUCCCCCAGCCUGACCCUCUGUUUUAACGAUCUGGCUUAAAAUCCAACAGCCCAAGCCACGGAUGGACUGGAAGGAGGGCAUGGAUGGACCGCUCCUAGCAGCCAGUGCUGCAGGCUGUCCUCCGCCUGUCUGAGUCACUGACUCUGUGCUCAACGCUUCCCAGGAACUCAGGCUGUCAGGAUGCAGCCUGGCCCUGGAGCUGGCACAGGCACAGUGGAUGGAGGAUUACUCCCAAAUGCCUGAAAUUUCAGGCCAGCAUGUGGCUCGCUGGGCUGGAGCCGUGAAGGGAGAUGGUCGUGGCUCCUGGCCACCCUGUGCUGCCGCGGCUGCCCAAGACCAAGCUGAUGCAGCUAGGACGACUUUGAUGUGUGCUUCUGUGGGCGGGAGUCGGCCAGUGGCAGUCCUUGGUGUCAGCUCUGCAGGGGGACAUUGGACCGCCGCCUCAUAUGGGCUUCUCCUUGCUGUGGUUGGGAGAUACAGUUCCCAUUACCAGGCUGAGAAUCGUCCUUGUUGCCUAAAGUUGCUGAGGAAGAGGCAGAUGGUGAACAGAGGGAUGUUUAGGGGACCUGAGAUUGAGAAUAGAGUUUAUGGGUUAAGAGCAUAGGUCCUGGGGCCAGACCACCUGCUUCGUCAUUGUCUAGACCUGUGUUAAGCUUUCUGUACCUUAGCUUCCUCAUCUGUAAAAUGGGAAUGAUGAUAAUAGGCUGUUGCUCAAUAAAUAUUAAUGAUUAUCAGCUAUUAGCAUAUGCCAGCCACCAUGUUAGACCCUCAACAGAUAGUACCACAUUUAAGUUUAUUCUUUAAAUCAGCCCUCUAAGGUACACUCUGCCCUUUUACAGAUGAUAACAACAGCAGCAACCACACAACAGUGGUGGCUCCCAUUUAUUGAGCACUUACUGUGUGCCAGGCACUCCACCUGUACCACCUCAUUUAGUUCCCCCACAGGUCUAGUGAGAUGGAGGGCAAUAGCCCCAUUUUACAGAUAAGAAAACUGAGACUCAGAUAUGUUAAAGUGAUUUGCCCAAGAUAGUUCACACUCAGAUUUUUUAAAACUCCAAAGCCUAUGCUCUUUCUAAACACCAGUGGCUAAACCAACUCUUCAGUGAGGGAGACUUGGGGAGCCUGGGACUGACCACUGAAGGGGAAGAGUGGGACUGGGGCCACUGAACACCCACUCCCACUCCUCAGCCUCAUUUUCAAGGCCAGGAAUGUGAAGGAACUUGCCCUGGGUCCCACAGGCUACAAGCCAGGACUCCCUGUGAACUUGAACCUGAGGAUACCUGCUCUGUCCCGCCUCACCCCACCACUUGUAGCAUGUGCUUGAGGAACAAGGCUGGUGCCACCAGGAAGAGCAAGGUCCACGCCUUAGCAAGCAGUGGGAGAGUGUGUCCUCUGCCCUGGUAUUAGGGCCGUAGAGGCCAGAACACGGCAGGAAGGUCCCUGCUUGCAGCAGGCUGCUCCUCUGUCAUUUUUGUACCCUUAGUUCCAGCACAGUCUCCUGCAUAUAGUAGGUAGGGCCUUGGUAGUUAUCGAAAUAAUAAAUGUUUCCUGGCUGACUCUUGGGUGGGGGAGGCCUUUUUGCGUGGAGUCUAUAGGUCCUUAAACUAGGGCUGUAAGACCCAAGUGAGUAAAAGCCUAAAACUUUCUAAGCUGAUAAGCAAGUUGAAAGCUUGGGCUGGGCUGGGCACUUCCACAGAGUUUCAAAGGGCAGCCCAGGCUCAUCACCCUCUUGCACCAGGUUGGGUCAGGGCUAGGGCUCUGUAGAGGCGAGUCCAGUAGGCACCCAACACAGGCUUGGGGUGUCUGGGGUAGCAAAAGCGUGAGCAGCUGCUGGCGGGGGGUAGUCUUAGUCUGUCAUAUGCUCUGGAAUUCCUAGGACCACCCCUCCCCCCUGGCUUUUGGCCCAGGUCUCCCGCGAUAGCAGCACCUUCCUCUCCACCCCAAAUGAAAUCCCAGUGGACUUCAGAUCCCUAGGAUGGGGAAGCUCACUAAAUAGCCAUUGGCAGGUACCCUUCUUCCUUGGAGAAGGCACUGCCCACAGCUUAACUUCGCCCAGGUGGAGUCUGCAUGGGGAAAGGAGUGGGUUCCCCUCUGGGCAAGACUCAUGGUGGGGUCUUGGGAGCACAAACCUGGGUGUACUGGGCUUAACGCGGUGGAGGCCACUAGUGAAGACAGUGGAAGCCUCACUGUGGUGGGGCUGCAGGGGAGCCGCCUGUCCCUGGCACUUGCUGCAUCAUCUCUCUAGGGGUCUUUCUGGAACUUUGAGUUCUGUCUGGGGGUAUUACCCUCCAAAAAUGGGAAGUGCAUUACUCACUAACUUCCUGCCCACGCUCACCCGUCCCAGCCCUGGAAGCCACUGAAGCUGGUCUAAACAGGGGGGAAGUUUGCCUGUGUGGCUGGGCUGCAUGGCCAGCUGGCUUCUCAGUCUAAUUGGUGGCUAGUCUGUUUCAUGGGCCACCUUGUUCAGUGGCACAGGGCAUAGUGGAAAGCAGACUAGCCUUGGACCUUAGCUCUCUGCACUUACUACUUUGUGCCUUUGGGUAGGUUUCAUAAUCUCUCUAUGCCUCUGUUUACUCAUCCAUAAAAUGGGGAUAUUAGAAAUCAUGUCUGAUAGGGUUGUUAUGAAGAUUCUAUGAAUCAGUAAUUGGGAAGUGUUUAGAGCAGUGCUGACACAUAGUGUCAAAUAAGCAUUUGUUAAAUAAAAUAUGUGGAUCAAUACAUGGGGCCCAGGCCCUGAGUGCCCAAGUGUUGACCCCCUGCAGCCUGUGGACCACCUCUAUCUUGCUGCUCCCUAGAUCCCAGUUCCCCUUUACUGAACAGCACCAUUGUUAUCUCAAGUCUGAAAAGCACUGGGUUGCCGUAGAGGGCGCAUUGGACUGGGAGUUAGGAAUCUUGGGUCCCAGAUCUGCCACACAUUUGUUCUAUUUCCUUGGGAAGCUCGCUUUCCCUCUCUGGGCCUCAGUCACACAGGCUGUAAGUGGGGAAUAGGAGUGAAGAUCUCCUAGGGCCCUCCUGGCUUAGGCAGACUGGCUAUUGGUGACUCCCCCUGAUGCCCCAGGCCUAGGCCCUCCUGGGAGGGUCCACCUGUCCUACUGAUUCAUGUCUGAGGCUCUGGAGAGCACAGAGGCGGAAGGCAUUGACGGCCCCAGGGCCCCCCCAGGCACUAGCCAUUCUUCUAGCCUGGCCUGGCAGGCUCUUGGGCCCCAGGGCACUGAGCUGCUAUCCCCUUUCCUCAUUAUCCUUGUGCCCAGAGCAUUGAUGCAUGGAUUCAGAAUCUGUUCUGGACCCGGCGCCUUGGGUUGGCAGGGCCACUCUGUCUGUCACAGCAUAAUGUCUGAUUAUGGACUCACUGGUCUUGCUGUGUGGUUGACAUCUGCUUCCCUCCCUGACUGUCAGCCUCGUGAGUGCAGGACCCUGGUCUGUCUUGUUCUCCAUCACAUCUCCAGGCCUAGUACAGUGCCUGGCAUACAGUUGGUGCUUUAGAACUAUGUGCAGAUUGAAAGAAGGUGAAGACCCUGCUGAAGCUUGAGGGCCUCUCUCAUGUCGAGGAACCCUACAUUUAGGCCCUUUACCCUAAGAAAUCUGUCCCCCCCCCAAAAAAAACCACCAGAAAUUCCAUCCUAGCAACCAGCCAGUCCCACUGGGAAUUGGACAGCCCCAUGGACACUGGCUGUCUCCUGGCACCCACCUCCUUGGUUCCCGAGGCAGGUGUGGACCCUCGGAGGAGGGUCCUGCAGGAUGACAGCCUUCCCACCUGAGCCCUGCAAAGACAGCCUUGACUCUGUUCCAGGAACAAGGCCAAGCACUGGUUGGAGUUUGUCAGUGACCAGCUCAGCUGCGGGCUAUUCUGGGUUGACCCUGAUAAGGGUGUUUUCUUAUGCCAGUGUGCAUGCAUGUGCUUGUAUGUGUGAGAGAGACAGGAAUAGAGAGUCAGAUAGACAAGGGCAAGGAGACAGGCAGAGAUAGACGUUCAGAAACAGAGAGACAAGGAGGCACGUUGACACUAAUAUAGGGAGUAAGAGGCUGAGAGACAGCGUUCCAGCCCAGGGUAGCCGAGGCAGGGUAGGGGAAAGGGGAGGAUGGGGGCUCAUUCUGCCUGAUUUUCUCUAUGCCUACAUCCCAGGGUGCCUACCACUGAGAAAGAGGGGGUGCUGGGACUGGGGCUGGAGCAGGCCAUGGGAUGGGCACCCCCAAACCUGGGCCUCAGACACAGCCUAGGGUGCGUUUGGCUACAUCAGACAACAAACCACAGCAACUAUAUCUGCAGUGCUGGAGAACAGCUUUGAGCUGGCGAAGCAUCUCCCUGCAGUGUUGGGGCUGUGCGGUGGUUAAGAGUGGGCGCAGUGUGGCUGUGGGCAACUUCCUCUGCGCUUCUCUCCCUCGGAUUCCCCAUUUGUAAAUAGGGUAAUAAUAGUUGCUGGCUCACAAGAUGGUGGUGAGGUUAAAAUGGGUUUAUGCAGGUAAAGCUCUUGGAACAGUGCCUGGCACAGAGUUAGUGCCCAAGAAAGGGUAGCCAAGAGCCAGUGUAUUGAAUCAUCUAUUAAUCCCCCCUUUGAGUGUCAUCAAUCCCAUUUUACAGAUGAGGAAACCAAGGUUCAGAGGGCGGCAGGCACUUGCUUAGUGACACCCAGCUAGCCAGGGCUGGAGCUGGAACCCUCUCCUCCAAGUCCAGUGCUCUUUCCACUGUCCCAUCCCCCACCCCCCCAUCCUUCUUUUAGGGUUGUCUUUUUCAUUUGAGGCCAUAACUCUUGGGCUGUUGAAAUGUGCCCCACUCAGCCAUCACACUGGGGAGAGGAAGCACCAAGCUCUGUGUCCAUCCCGGGUUCCCCAGAGUUUGGCAGAAAAAAGUGCUAAAUAAAUAAAUGUGUGUCCAGCUGCUCUAGAUGGUGCUGCUGGGAGGUAACUGAAGCAGCGGCUCCCCCACCCCAAGGGAGGGCGGUUGCAUUCUCAGAGUCAGUGUGUGUUGGCUGCCCGACCCUGGGUUAAACUGCAGCCGCCCAUGGGAUGAGAGCAGCAUGGGGGUGGGGGUGUGACAGGGGAGCCUCAGUGAUUGGAUCCCUCCUUCCAGGGAGCGGCAGCCAGCGGCUUUGCGCUGCCCCGGCUGGGGAGCCCUUCGAAUAAGCGUGGGGUGGAGCAGGCUCAGGCGCCCAGUGCCGGGGCUGCCGCUGUGAGAGAUGGACGCCUUGCCCUCCAGAGCAGCACCUUAGGGGCCGGCUCGGGCCCCUGGGACGGGCCGCAGGAGACCCCAGGCGAGUGGCCCAUGUUUGUGAGCCUGUGAGCAGGUAACCCAGGAGCCGGCUGGCCCCUUGGGGGCUGGAGGACUGGCCGCCGAGGACUCUCUUCCUCGAGACAUCCCAGACUCCUUCCCGGAUGAAAGUGGUUUGGGAAAUCACAGAGUUUUCUUUUUGAUGGAAGAAAGAAACCCAGCGUCUCUCCAGAGUGGCUGCUGCUGGCUGGACAGGGUGUGUGUUUGGAAAGAGUGCUGGAGGAGGAGGAGGAGAAGGAGGAGGAGGAGAAAGAGGAGGAGGGACGGGUGAUGCAAGGGUUUUGAAAACGCUACCUAGAUGUGGGAGGUGGAACCUGGUCAUUUGGUUCUGCUUUUCCCAGCAGGUACGGCUCCCCUGGGGAACUUGGUAAGUCCAUAAAUAGCUCUGCUGACACAAAGGAGCUCUGUCUGGGGAAGGCAGGCGCUUGACACGGCCGCCAGGAGCUGCCACAGCCACGGCUGCCUGCCCGCCUGCCCGCCUGCCUGCAGGAGGAGCCGGGUGGAGACCUGGGCAGGCGGGCUGGCAGGAGAGCAAUCCACGAGUUACCCGGGUCCCUGCCGGAGUGUACCGGGUAGGUGACUUGGUGACAGGGGUGUGUGUGUGGUAGGCGGGAGACUCUUGUCCAAGCCACCUUGUGCCCCUGUUUCUAUUGUUUCUUCCCCAGGGCAGCCAUUGAUAGGCAUGUUGCAAUCAAACCGUUUGUGUUCUGCUCUGAGAUAGCUUUGUGUGUGUGUGUUUGUGUGUCUGUCUGUCUAUCUCAGGGGGUGGGGGCCCCGCAGGGCUUCCACUCUUUACUGCUUCCACUUCUAGGCUGACCAGCCGGGCUUUUCUUUCUCAAAGAGACAUGGAAUGUUUGGUGACCGGCAAGUCAGGACACUGCACGGGGAAAGGGACACUGAGCCAGCAGUUGAGGGGAUUGUGUCAGGGAUGCUGGCCAGGCACCAGGUGCUGGGGAUGGCAGCUCUUGCCUAGGUCCACUGGCAGGGAAGGAGGUGGUCUUGGGGGCUGGUCUCAGGGUGUUGCCUCAGAUCCUGAGACUUCUGCAGAAAUGUCUGUUGGAAGAACAAGAAGGGGGUGAUCUGCCUUGAAGCUCACAGCUCUUUGGGGAAGGUCUUGCACCUGCUUGCUUAGCUCCAGCUGAGCUCUGUAAGGAAAAGGGGGUAGGUGAUUAGGGACCUGCUGACCCCACAGCACCAGCCGCUGUGAACUGACAGGGGCCAUUUCUUUUCUUGAUUUGAAGGUUCCACGUCCCUUCUCUUGCUCUGAGGUCUCCAGGAAGAACCCUUAAGCCCUAGGACUUCAGGGCUGGAGGAAGAUCCGGGGCUCAGAGAGGGGAAGGCCUUGUCCAAGUUCACAUAACGGGUCUGUGGCUCAGCCAGAACCAGGAAGCAGGGCUUCUGCCUCCUGGAGCAGUGAGGACAGGACUCAUGGAGAGCUAUUACUCUGACCGGACCUGAGUAAUUCAGCUCUGAAUCUGGCAGUCCCGGUCUGGCUUGUUUCUAGCUUGGUGCAGGGCCACCAGGCCCCUCACUGACUCUCACAAACUUUCACAUCCUGCUGCCCUGAGGCAUGGUGGCUGAGUGCUACCUGGCUCCCCUCUUGGAAUGGCUGGAGGGGGUAAAUCUCCUCCUGGAAGGAACUCCAAAGCCUGCCCCACUGCCGCCCUGGGGAUUCCAGCCAGAGCACUGUGGCCAUCGUCAAAGUUUCCAUUGAGGCCCCUUGAGUCCUCUGCACCCAGCCAAGGGGCACCUCCCUCUUCCCUAGCCCUAGCACUCGGCAUGGCUUAGCCCAGGGCAGGCCCUCCAGGGAGCCAAGUUCUACAGCAGGGUUUGCUCCAAGUCCAGCCUGGCAUCUGAAGACAGGGUAGGGGAUGGUGAGUAUGGAGGCAGCUGAGGCUAGUGACCUCUUGUUGGGAAGUCUCCAGGGCUUCGAGCCACUUCUAUGAGGCUUCUGAUUAGAAGUCCUUGGUAUCAAUGAACCUACUGCACUUCCCAUCUUUCUUGCCUUGUAUAUGCUGUUCCUUCUGCCUGGAAAGCCUGUCUCUUCUCUCCCAGUCUUAAUUCUACCCAAACUUUGAAAGAGAAGCUAAUUCCUAUGUGGAAUCUGCUCAUUGGUGGUGGCACUUAUGGCGGUUGCUUCAUGCCCUAUUUAUGCAGGAUCUGGGCCUUUUCUUCCCCCGGCCUCAAGUGCCUGGCCUGGGUCCUGAUAGGAGAGGUGUGUUGAAUUGCCCUGGCUCUCUUUGAGGACAAGCAUUGAUGUCCAAGUAAGCUCUGUCUGCCCACCUCCUAGCUCUGUGCCUAGCACAGAGUGGGCACUGCCAACCGGAGGGCCUGGCGAGGAGUCCCUUUGAGGGAUGCCCUAGUAUCUGCAUGGCAGGGUUGCUUCCAUAAGGCCAAGGGGUUGGGGAGUGUAAUUUGACAGGAGAUGAGGCAGGCGAAGUGUUGGCCCUGAGGAGAGCCCACUCACGGGGUCAUGCUGGGCUGGGAGGUAUCCACACAAUGGACUGGGCCACAGAGGGUAGAGGGGGCAGGCCUGGCUGGUUCAAAUGAAAUGUUCGUGGUCUGUUGCACAGACUAAGGGGCUUGGAGCCCAGCUCCUUUGGCCCACCGGCGAGGUAUACUGAGAGGCGGUUUCUCAUCUAGUGAUCUUUCUGGCUCCCCCAGAAGAGACACAGCUGAGGAGGGAGUGCUUGUGCCCAACUGGGCCCCUGGGGGCCCUGAGAGCUGCUUCCCAUUUGGUCUCCGAAGGCCCUGGAGAUAGCUGAGCCCUUUUCCCUUCUGGGCAGAUAGGGGAUUGAGGCAGGAGAGGAAGGACUUGCCCAAAGGUACAUAUGACUUAACAGCAAAGCAGGGACAAGAGCCCAAGUCUCUGGCUGCCUAGUCCAGGGUCUCCACCACAACAACUGAACGGCUCAGAGUACCUGGGCUUCAUCGUGGUGAUCCCUCUUUUUCAGACUCCCCCAUGACACAUUCCUUUCUGGGACCCUUGGGGGUCCAGAGCUUACAUGCUGGAGCCCUGCCAUCUCUGUAAAAGCAGUGUAAAAGCUAAGAGAAAGCCCUUAGCCAGCAGGUGGGAGACCAAGGCACAUUCUAGCCCCAGCUCGCUGCAUGAUCUCAGACAAAGGUGCCUCUUUCUCGGACUCAGUGCCCUCUUUGGAGCAACCAGGGACUGGACCAGGUAUUGCCAGGCCCCUUCUAGCUGUCUGAGUCUCUGAGGUGUGGCAUUGCCUGCAGACCCUCUCCCCUUCCUGGGUUCUAGGUUAAGGCCAGGGGCUGGUUCAGUGAGGAAGCAGCCCCCAACCUGUUUCUCAGGCACUUUUGGUUAGAAGCCUUCUCAUGCAAGCAGGAGCCUAGGCUGAAGCUGAGAGGUUUGUUGUUGUUUGUGGAGCCAGGCCGUUUCCAAGAUGUCAUUGCUCAGGGAAAGCCAUCAUUCCUCCCAGGGAUAAACAAGGCUGCUUAUGGCUCAGCCUGCUAAGCUUGGAGAGGCUGGAGCCACUCAUAGCAGGCCAGCCAGGCUCAGCCCCAGGGAGCCACCUUCCCCUACCCAACCAGCUGCACCCAGGUGCCCUGGGGAGUGGGGCUGGUGCUAGAGCCAUGAGCCACCUGGGAGAGCAGAGCUUUCCACACAGAGGUGAGGGAGAAAGUCCCAGUAUACCCCCUUCCUACUGGCAGCGGGCUUGGGUCAUCAGUCCAGAUGUGUGGACAGCUGCCAGAUGUGCCCUCUGAUCCAGAUAGACCAGGGCUUUCCCUGUCCACAACAGGCCAGGCUUCUGGCACUGUGACUCCCAGGCUGCCGAGAACUGUCAGCAGCUCCCAACUUAGAAAGGGGGGGUGCGGUAAAUUAUUUGGAACUGGGCAUGCUUCUUACCGCAUGGCCAGGGCUCUCUGUAGUGUCCUCAGUUACCUCCUGGUGGAGUUAGCCUUUGGCUAACAGCAGAACCUCGAGCCCCCUGAACAGGGUGGUGGUGGAGGGGUCAUGAGGAGAGGCAGAGAAAGGGCUGGGUAGAACGUCUGGGGGCCAAAUAGCUGGCAGCAACAUUGGAGAAGGCUGGAGGCAGCUAGGGCAAGGACUACGGAAUGGAGGGUGGCGUGGCGGUGCCACCUCUCAAGUCUUAAGUGUUGUAACUGAUGUCCAGCAGGACACUAGAACCUUCACUGCUCAGACCUCCAUUAAUAGAGAUCUCAGUUAAUCAAACACUGACUCUGUACUUGUCCUUUCUGCCUCCCUCUCUUCCUUCCUUCCUUCCUUCUACAUGUGCUAUAUACCUGUCACGUGCCAUGCACUAUGGCAGGUACUAGAGGUAUAGAAAGGAGCCCUGGUGGGUGGUGCAAACGGUUAUGUGCUUGGCUGCCAACCAAAAGGUUGGCAGUUCGAACCCACCCAGAGUCUCCAUAGGAGAAAGAUGGGACGAUCUGCUUCUGUAAAGAUUACAGCCAAGAAAACCCUGUGGGGCAGUUCUACUCUGUCAACUCGAUGACAUCUAACAACAACAACAGAGGUGUAUAAGCCCCAUCUUAAUCUAGUGCCAGGGAUGGGCUUGUGACAGACAGUCACAACAGGGCUUUAAUGAGGAGGUACAGGGGGCUGUGGGGGCCCCAAGGAAGCAUCUGACGCCGCCUGGGAACCUCAGGGAGUGAGGCUGAAUCUUGUUACAUAGACACUUGUUCAUCAAGGAGCUGGCCUUUAUCCCAGUCUAUGCACCCCUCUAAGGUGUUGGUGUGACUCUUGCCUGGCCAUAGAAAUCACUUUUGUGAAUCCAGCCAUGCAUCGCUCCUUAUCCUAGGGGAGGCCAUAUAAUAUGUUGUGUCGGAGUGUGGGUUCUGGACUUGAGGGCAGACUCUACCACUUCAUAGUUGUGUGACCUUGGGCAAGACACUGAACCUCUCCACGCCUCCAUUCCCUCAGGUAACGGCCCAGCCUUCUAGGGUUAAAUGAGAUAGUACAUGCAAAGCACUUAGAAUUGCUUGAUGCAUAUCGACAUUGAAUCAUGCUACCAGUGGGAGUGCCAUGGGCACCUAUGGCAGAUUGUAAAUGAGAUGGUGCAGGUGAGGUGCUCGCCCAGGGUCUGACACAAAGUAGCCAUUCAGUAAAUGGGAGGUGGCGCAGUAGCCUCUUGCUGGGAGAACAGUUGGAAUAUUCUAUCAGAGAUGUGUACAAGGGGCAAGAAGCCACUACCCCAGCCCAGGGAGCAGAGAAGGAGACACUGGGUGAGGUUUUUGUUUGUUUGUUUUUUAAGUAAACUUUUAAAUUGAAGUAUAAGCAUACUUACAGAAAGAUUAUAAGUAUGCAGCUGAUAAAUUUUCAUAAAACGAACACACCCAUGUUACCACCACUCAGAUCAAGGAAUAGAACAUUCCAGUACCCCAGAAACCGCUCUUGUGCCCCCUUGCAGUCACCACUUCUGUUAUUGGUUGGUAUUGCCUGUUUUUGAACUUUCUAUAAAUGGAAUCAUUGAGUAGCAUGGAUGCUUUUAUGCUGACUUCUUUUAAUCAGCAUUUUGAUGGUGAGAUACAUCAGUAUCGUGUGAAGUUUUAUUUUGUUCAUUCUCAUUGCUGUACGGUAUUCCACUGUGUGAAUAGACAACAUUUAUCCAUUUUUACUGCUGAUGGACAGUUGAGUUGUUUCCAGUUCAUGGCUAUAAUGAGUAGUGCUGCUGUGAGCAUUCUUGUACCUGUCUUUUGAUGCACACGUACUUGCUUUUCUGUUGGGUAAAUAUCCAAGGUUUGAAAUUGCUGGGUCUUAGAGUUGUAUAUAAUUAGCUUUAAUAGAUGCAAUCAUAUAAUUUUCUGAAGUGUUAUACCAAUACACCGUCCUUCUUGCAGUGUAUGUCUGAGAGUACCUGUUGUUCCAUGUCCUCACCAAUAUCAUUGCUGUUAGAUACUGUGAUAUCUAAUUGUGGUUUUAAUUUGCAUCUCCUUGACGACUCAUGAGGCGUAACACCUUUUCAUAUGUUUAUUGGCCAUUUGGUUAUCCUCUUUUGUAAAGUGCCUAUUCAGUUCUUUUCCCUAUUUUUCUAUUGGAUUGUCUGUUUCUUAUUGAUUGUGGGAGUUUAAAUAAUAUUCUGGAUCUGUGUUCACUGUUGGAUAUACGCAUUGCGAAUAUCUCCUCCCACUCUGUGGCUUGCCUUUUCACUCUCUUAACGGUAUUUUUUGAAGAAUGGAAGUUCUUAGUUUUAGUGAAGCCCAAUUUGUCAAUCUUUUUCUCUAUAGAGAGUGCUUUUUGAGUCCUGUUUGUUUGCCUACUGCAAGGUUAUGGAUAUAUUUUCCUAUGUUACCUCCUAGAAGCUUUAUUGUUUUGUUUCAUAUUUAAAUCUCAACUUUACUUGAAAUUGAUUUUUAUGCAUCGUAUGAUAUGGAGGUUGAAGUUCAUUUCCUCCAGGUGAAUAUCCAAUUGAUGUAGCAGCAUUGAUCAAAAAGAGCAUACUUUCCCAUUGCAGUGCAGCAUCGCCUUUGUCUGAAAUCAAGCGGCCAUAAGGGGGUGGGCGAGUUGAGUUUUGAGGGAUGAGUAGAAGUUCUCCAGGUUGACAGGGAGGGGAGAGUAUUCCAGGCAGGCAGUACAGUGUGAGCAUAAGUUUAGUAGUAGCAUUAGUAGUACUUGGAAGUAGAGUGUAAUUGGGGAGCUACGAAUAGCUCAGGCUGGCUGGGGGGCAAAAGAGGAGAAAACAGUGUGGUAGAGAGAUUGGCAGGGGCAGAACGUGCAGGGUAAGGAUCUGGGACUUUAACUCCAAGGCAUGGAGGGGUUUUGAACAGGAGAAGAAUGGAGUCAGAUUUGUGCAGUGCCAAGGGUGAUGGAAGAAAGUUCCAUGACAAGAGAAUGACAGGAGGAUGAAUGACAGGAAGAUGACUGUAAACCCAGCCUUGACACCACCCUUCAGCAGAGAAAGAACAUCUGUUUUAGGAGGCAGCAGUGGAGGCAGGGGCCAGCCAGGGGCUUUGCAGGGUGAGCUUUCACCUUAGGGUUGCCGCUGAGUGCAGUGACCAGAUGUCUGCUGGUGCCCUCAAGUGGAAGAGCCUCCUCUCUGCUGCCUCCGCCCCCUAUGCCCACACCACUGCAGGCCCUGAAGGAGGAGGGAUUUUAGGAACUGGGGCAGGGAGAAAGGAGCCCUGGUGGUGCAGUGGUUAAAGCACUCAGCUGCUCUGUGGGAGAAAGAGUGGCAGUGUGCUUCCAUAAAGAUUAUAGCCUUGGAAACCCUAUGAGGCAGUUCUACUCUGCUCUAUAGGGUCGUGAUGAGUCAAAAUCAACUCGAUAGCGAUGGGUUUGGUUUUUGGUUUUGAUUGGGGCGGACAGGCCAGGCAGGGAUAUGUCUGGAAAGGGGAGUCUUUCUGCUUCUUCUGUCCUUGAUGUAUGCACUAGGAAACCUGGCCAGGCCUUGGGCCCUGGACUCUGACCCUUCCAGGCUUGCUGAGAUUCAGAGCUGGAUGACCCCUGCCAGGAGAGUGAGGCCCAGAGAGGGGAUUGACUUGGCUGUGGCCACAUGGUGAGCCAGACUGAUUCAGCCAAGGGGGAGUAUGAAUGCAGACUCUGUCUACCUCUCCAGCCUCCAGGGCCUUUGGUGUGGGCCUCCCCUGAAGGACGCAGGUAAUAGUACGCCCACCCUAGGCUGUUGUAGGGUUAGAGCACGUCGAGUGCCUAGUCAAGAGUCGAAGCAGGAGAGGGGCUGAUGGUGGUGAUGAUGAUAAUGAGAAUCAUAAUUACAGGAACUGCAGAUGUUUAUUGAGCACCUACUGUGUGCCAGGCCCUGUGUUAAGCUCUUUACGUGGACUAUCUCCCAACAAUGCCGUGAAGUAAAUACUCAGAAUUUAUACCAUUUUACAGAUGAGGGGAUUGAGGUAGCCUGUCCAAAGACACUGAGCUAAGAGAUGGCAGAGCCAGGAUUUGAACUGAGAUUUGUCCUUCUCCAGACCCCGGCUCUUUAUCAUCAACAGGCUCCCCCUGUGGUGUAGUACAGGCGAGUGCAGGUGUAGUGUACUAACACCCUGACUGGUAAAGUGCUCCCUAUUCUCUGAGCUAGCCCUUGGAGUUAAGUCUUAGUUUCAGGGUUGGUCCCUGGAUU
Molecule: messenger RNA, 32252 nt
Organism: Loxodonta africana (African savanna elephant)
Lineage: Eukaryota; Metazoa; Chordata; Mammalia; Proboscidea; Elephantidae
Product: regulator of G protein signaling 3
Exons: 11
Coding region: 1-1302 (433 amino acids)
Cellular component (GO): nucleus; plasma membrane
Molecular function (GO): protein binding
Source: RefSeq, a predicted model, not a curated record